This is a messenger RNA of Megachile rotundata (alfalfa leafcutting bee), 2413 nucleotides long. RefSeq lists its product as uncharacterized. The record is from RefSeq and is a predicted model, not a curated record. Lineage: Eukaryota; Metazoa; Arthropoda; Insecta; Hymenoptera; Megachilidae.
UGUAACAAGUGAUAAGAAUAAUUUUCGAUAUUUUAUUCCGUAUUCCAUUGAAAUAAGGUAUACAAGUAUCGAACAAAUUCGAUUCACUCGAUUUAAGUUAAUAGUACUGAUUUAUCCCACAUCUGUAAAUAAUGAUUAAGUGGAUCUGAUUCUUAACUGCAGUGACUUUGUUAUACAAUUACACCUUGACAGUGCAAAUGUGCUUGUUCAUGGCCAAAAUCAAUCGUUUCUCUUGAACCCAUCGGUCGAUGUUUUUCGCUACUAAUUCGCUAAUAAUUUUCCUUUGGUAAAGGAAAAAGUUGUUCAGUAUUACUCGAGUUGCAAUUUCCCUUAACUUAACCCUAACUACGUCCACCUAUAAUCGCAUACCCUGGAUGUACGCUGUAGUAGUGUUCAUAUCACAUUGUAGUGAUGUUGGGAGUGGUCGUUAGUAGUCACACUACACUCUUGAAAGAGACUCCAGUUAGUGUUGGUGGUUACGUACGGUAAGAGUUACUCUUGGUAUCGAGUUGAAAGAAGAAUCAUGCUGAAAUUUUUGUGUGUCGUUCUAUCAUGCGUGCUGAUCGCGGCCCAGAAAACGGAAUGGGACUCUUCUUCUAUAAUUUUGGUGGAGACCAGCUUCAUAGAUUUACAAGACUCUAUCUACAGCGGCUUCAAAAACAACUACCUCCAGAUGUUGCAUUCCCCUGCAAUGUUACUGAUAACAAACUAUCUAACACCACUUUAGAAUGGCGCAAGACAAUUGAGAAAAAAGAAAUAUCACCUAAACGAAAGGGACUCAAGCGUAACCCCCACUGCUAAAUACUGGUGGUGCAUGCUGUAAGUAGGAAAGACUGAACUGUGAGCCACUAAUAGUACACGACGAUAUAAACGUGUUUAUGAUAUCCGUGGCACAGUACGUAAGAAUGGUACUAAUAAACUUCGGGAUGAAAUCAAUCCUCAUCGUAUCCUGUAGCAGCUCAAGCGAAGGAACUGCCGACAAUGUUAUCGAUAAUCAGAGCAUAGCCAUGGGAACAAGUUUCAAUUUCUCAAACAGAACUUUAUUAUAACCGUAACGCAAAUACAGCAGCUAAAGAUCCUUCACGGAAGCAACUGAUAAGCACCCUCAGCUAGGAAAUCCUGAAACUUGACAAAUGACAAUAUCGGUUGCUAUCCCAAACAUAACCAUAGACCUAGAAACCUGAUUAUAAUCCUGAUCCUAGGCACAGACUCGACGUUAAUCCCGACCAAAUAAGACACGACUAUAAGAAUGACAGCGAAGGCGGAAAUUCAAUAAUACCCUAUAAUCCAAUUUAAGUCUACAAAACCCUUACAGAAAUUCUGAAAAUUUCCUUUACUGGGUAAAAUCCCAUGCAUUAAUAUACAUAUAUGUAAACUUUCUAUAGCGGCACAUGAUUCGCAGCGUUAGUAGAAAUUAGUAUUGACCGUUUACAGAUGUUUAGGUGUAGGCACUUAAGCCUACCCUAAAGUCUGUAAGUCGGCAAAACUAUUUGAAGUUUUUUAGACGUGCGUAGCUGAAUAGGCUGCCCUACGAUAAACGCUGCCAGCUAUGUCCCGUUACGGUUCAUUAGGCCACAUGCUCAGCGCGAGCCGGAAGGAAACUUUCGGCUAGCGAAAUUGUAAUUUAUAAUAUCUUUUCAUCCGCCGAAAAUGGGAGGACUCUAGUAGGAAAAAGACUCCACCCUGUAGUGUUUAAGACGCUCUGGGCCUUUUUCAAAAAGGGAAAUAUAUACUGCGGAAAGAUGUCAAGCAAAAGAUAACCAGUCCAGCCUCUGAUAUUGUAACAUUUCAUAUCAUUCAUUAAAACUCUACCCUUGCAAACACUCUGUUGCGAGUACUUACCUACUUCGCAACACUUUCCUUUCCCAAUAGACCCCAAUCCUUGAGAUUCGAACUAUAAGGGUCUGAGGGGAAUUGAAUCCAUGUGCGAGUAAAUGAACGGAAGGUACGGAACAGAGAACCGGGUAAGCGAGUGAGGCGGACAUUAGAAAGAUGAACGAAGCGUGAUUGGCGUACAGCGGGAGUUAAUAGGCUGGAGAGCGAUGAACGGCAAAAUGGCGAGCGCGGAACUGUGUGAUGGGUAGAGAUAGCAGGUGCAGAGUGUUGCCCACCUACAGGGGCUAUACAAUGAAUAAAUGCGUACGCUGUGUCACCUGCCCUUAGCCCUUUCGCGACGGGUGCCGUAUAUAUACGGCAAUCACUUGUUUCACAGCGGUUGACGCGUACUGUACACGACACAAGUUCUACUGUUGCAGAAAUAAAGUAUCUUAACACAAAAUUGUUUUGCUAAAAAUUCCUUCAUACGAAAAAAGGACAUUUAUUUUCGGUAAGUUUAUAGUGUAUUAGAUUCAAAUAAUUUAUAACAACCUACAAGAAGGAAAGUGAGCCAAAUCGCUAAUUACAUUGGUAAGAC